Molecule: messenger RNA, 936 nt
Organism: Fukomys damarensis (Damara mole-rat)
Lineage: Eukaryota; Metazoa; Chordata; Mammalia; Rodentia; Bathyergidae
Product: olfactory receptor 10J1
Biological process (GO): G protein-coupled receptor signaling pathway
Cellular component (GO): membrane
Molecular function (GO): G protein-coupled receptor activity; olfactory receptor activity
Source: RefSeq, a predicted model, not a curated record
AUGAAGAAAGAGAAUCACACUGUGGUGAGUGAGUUUGUUUUUCAGGGUUUCUCCAGCUUCCACGAGCACCAGCUCACACUCUUUCUUGUGUUCCUGGCACUCUACAUAUUGACCCUGGCAGGGAACGUCAUCAUCGUGACCAUCAUUGGCCUCGAUCGCUCUCUGCACACCCCCAUGUACUUCUUCCUGAGCAUGUUGUCAGCUUCUGAGACUGUGUACACACUGAUCAUUAUACCGAGGAUGCUCUUUGAUCUCAUAGGCCUGAAUAAGCCCAUUUCUUUAGCAGGCUGUGCUACUCAGAUGUUCUUCUUCAUCACACUGGCCAUCAACAACUGCUUUCUGCUCACGGCAAUGGGGUAUGAUCGCUUUGUGGCUAUUUGCAAUCCCCUGAGGUACUCAGUCAUCAUGAACAAGAGCAUGUGCAUCCAGCUUGUGAGGGGGGCCUGUGGAACCGGUCUAAUUGUAGCAAUGAUACAGGUGUCGGCCGUGUUCAGGUUGCCCUUUUGUGCCACUGAGGUAGCCCACUUCUUUUGCGACAUCCGGCCUGUGAUGAAGCUCUCCUGCAUCGACACUACUGUCAAUGAGAUCCUGACCCUGAUCAUCAGUGUCCUGGUGAUUUUAAUUCCCAUGGGCUUGGUUUUCAUUUCCUAUAUCCUCAUCAUCUCCACCAUCCUCAGGAUUGCUUCUGCGGAGGGCCGGAAAAAGGCUUUUGCCACAUGUGCUUCUCAUAUCACGGUGGUCAUUGUCCACUAUGGCUGUGCCUCCAUCGCCUACCUCAAGCCCAAGUCAGAAAACACCAAGGAUGAGGACCAGUUGAUCUCUGUGACCUACACUCAUCACCCCCCUCCUGAACCCUGUGGUGUACACCCUGAGGAACAAGGAGGUCAAGGAUGCUCUGUGCAGGGCUUUUGGCCGAAAACUGUCUUGAUGGGAUGA